CACCAAUAUAGUACGGACUAUAUAUUUUUUAUUUCAGUCUGGAUUUAAUGGCACAUCUUUAACAAGGACUGUGUCAAUAAUAUCAUGAAAGGCUUCCGAUGCAAACUAUUGCUGAUAGUUUUGUGCAUUUGCAUGUUUUGUGGACUUUACCUGAGCUAUAUGUCGUAUGAUCAAGUAGAGUCAAAUGAUUUAAGAGUAUUAAAUAAAAUUAAAGAGGUAUCUGCUCCAUUAAGACAUUCGAAAACAGUCAUGUAUAAUGUUGAACAAAGACUCAGCGAACUAAGACAGUUAUGCAGCUCUAUAGAUGGAAAAGAUUUAAACACGACCAAAACCAGCGUCAAGUAUUCGAGAAUAAAUGAUGUCGAACAAGAUGAAAGUGAUAGCAACCUCAUAUAUGUCUUUAUUUCAACAUAUAACCAUCGAAACAUGCUAAAAACAAUUGGAGGUGACGUCUUGAUUGUAACAGCCAAACAAACGAAAGGGAACGGAAGAUCGAGCAGUCACGUGGUUGAUUUCAACAAUGGAAGCUACACGGCGUCUCUUCGUAUAUGGUGGAGUGGAUCAACAGAAAUAAGUGUGAGGGUAGCAUCUUUUAUUGAGAAUUAUUGUCUUCGUGACAAAGCAGUUGAAAAAUUUGGUAAUCAGGUGUUCACCAUGGAAAAUGGAUGGGGAAUCAGAGGUCUGUUUGUGACGUCACAGGGCGAACGUGAAUAUACACCUUGUGGGCCAACCGCUUAUAUGUAUGGUUACGACAAACUUUGCAAUUUUACAUUGAUAAAUGAUGGAAUGUCCUGGUAUUGUGGCAAACCAAAGAGACAUGGUAUUUAUUGUGAGGAUAUAUAUUCCUUUGGAACUGGGGCUUUUAAAACAGGUGACGCCAAAGCUUCUGAGAAGGUUUUAUUGCCGACUGUUUCAUAUUUCAAUGACCAAGUGUCGAUUAACCACACACUCAUGGAAACAAAUUCCAAAGGGAAUAUAUCAUGUUCUGAAAGGUCCUCGUCUCAGUCUUGGACAGAAAUAGACGCGUAUCCUAGUGGGUACUGGUUGGAAGGUCAGUGGCACUUUGUAAAGUGUUUUUCAUCGUGCGUGCCUACAAUCAAAAGCUACCGCGAGUGCUUAAAGAAUAAAACCGUAUACUUCUUUGGAGAUUCUACUAUAAGAAAUUACUUUGAAUUCUUUGCUAGAUCUAUUUUAGAAAACGAUUUCAGUAAGAAAAGUCUUCGUGAUGGUCUAGGUAAAGGAAGAACGUAUCAUUCAAGAACAACUUAUAGUAACUUUGGUAUAACAACAGCCUAUUUGAAACAUGAAAUGCCUUUUCAUAAUCCAGAUUUCCCUCCGAACGGAAUUACAUCAUUUCCAUCAGAACUCAAAAAACUGUCAAACAGUGAUAUUCCAGAUGACAAAUUAAUCAUUGUUGUAGGUUACCACACUCACUUUCAAGCAUAUCCUAUUAAUGUUUACAAACAGCGAAUUCAUGAACUUGCAAAGGCAUUGGAACAGUUAAUCAAGAGGAAACCUAAAGUUAAACUAUUUUACAAAGGGCCGCACGUCUGUCACGAUGACACAAGGUGGUUUGAUAAUAGGUUGAGCUUAAUUUAUCAAGAUAUCGUAAAGGAAACAUUUCAACAUCUUUGGGACAACGUAACGUAUUUGGACACGUGGUCUGUAACGGCUACACAUGGAAAUAGCAAUCUCCAUCCAUCUCAUGAAAUAUUUGAUAGUCAGAUACAACAACUUAUGGCGUUUGUUUGUUGACUGGGAAGGUUUAAAACAUGGGUCCAAAAAUGGCAGUUUGAUUAAGGGGAGACAAUUAUCGCUUUUAAAAGCGAAGCCUACUUUUUGUGUUACCUAAUUUAAUUUCCUCGAAUAUCAUUCUUUUCAUAUUUCAAGUUUAAUCAUUCA
Molecule: messenger RNA, 1902 nt
Organism: Mya arenaria
Lineage: Eukaryota; Metazoa; Mollusca; Bivalvia; Myida; Myidae
Product: NXPE family member 2-like
Exons: 2
Coding region: 427-1755 (442 amino acids)
Source: RefSeq, a predicted model, not a curated record